UCAUAGCUUUUUAGGUCCGCUGUCAUUGGCCCAUGCACCGGCGCUUGUUUUGCCGAUAGAUUUACAUGUUCACCGGUAGCGGGAGCGAACAGGAGAGCUCACCGGGGAGUGGUGGAGUACCCACGUAAAUGUUCAGCACAAAGUCAAAUCCAAAAGCCUUGCCUUCCUGGAAUUUUGUCUUGCAUCGAAGUUCCCCCACCCAGUCACUUCUUUUUUGAUCAAACUCCACACGCCACCAUUCCAAGACUUAACUUACUCUCUUCUCCUUGUCGCCGCUCUCUACCACUAAAAGCCUCUAAUUCGCACCAACAUCCGUCUCCCUCACGUCUUCACCACGUGCAACAAACAGAAAAAAUGACUUCAACAUAUCCAACCUACAUCUACAAAAUCCUUCCUUCCGAUGCGGAGCCAUCUAAUCCUCUUCCGGAAGCCCUCCCAGUCUCUGACCUUGAUAAGAGAGAUGGAUUUGUGCACUGUUCUACGUCGAAACAACUCUUAGGGACUUUAAAUGCAUUCUUCUCGUAUGUACGCUUUCUUUCAUUUUUCGAGCAUUAUCUAUUCAUCUUUCUGAUAGUCUCCACUUAUUUCGUCCACUAACACUUUCCAGUCACGAAUCCCACGUCUAUAUUCUCCGCAUCAAGUAUGAGAAAGUAGCUCCAUACAUCAAAUGGGAGAAUGCAGUGGGCAAGCAACCAGAGGAGGUAGGUGGAUGCUGGGAUACGGAGGGAAAGGCGGGGUUCUUUCCUCAUAUCUACAAUGGCUUGAAAGUCGGGAAAGAAGAGGUUGAUGAUGUGGGAGAAUGGAAGAGAGGAGAUGAAGGGUGGUCCGGUGAAGGUUGGUGUUGGGGUGAGGUGGAUCGUCCUGUUUAGUCACGGGGCUGGGAAGGCUAGGAGGUGAAUAGAUGAUGAAUGAGAGAUUGAUAAAGUCUAAAGCGGUGAUACACCCUCCGACUGCGCAUUUACAACAAAGUUCCUUGGGAGGAAAAGAUGCAAGAUUGGGUAUCAAAAAUGAUCGAGUGACCAAGCAUUGGCGAUACUGAUGUUUUUAGCAAUAGUGGACGAAAUACAGGUUAUAUCUAGCAUUUCGAAGCUACUACUUUAUUUUUACACUUGAAU
This is a messenger RNA of Sclerotinia trifoliorum, 1115 nucleotides long. NCBI's taxonomy places the organism in Eukaryota, Fungi, Ascomycota, Leotiomycetes, Helotiales, Sclerotiniaceae. The record is from the annotation of a GenBank genome assembly.